AUGCCCUGCGUAACCAGAAGCUCCGCCAAAAACGGCCCCGGCGGGCUAUUUGACUUUAUCGGCGUCGCCAUAGCCAAUGGAAACGUCAAGUACGAUAUCCCUGAACAGUACCAACACCUCUUGCCGUCAAACCUCCACCAACAAGAAGCCAACAACGCCGAACCCCUUUUCAUUCACUCAAGUGCAAAGGGAACAUAUGUAGAAAAGGGCAAGAACAGGAAAACCGCUGCCAUUGCUGAAAGAGCUGAUAAGAUCACUGCCGCCGCCUCUGCCCAUGCUACCAAGGUCAUCGCAGCCAAGCAGGGCAAAGGCGGUUUGGAUAUCAAUAUUGUUUUGCCUGUUGGGGGUGGGGGUGUAGGUGUGGGUGUUGGUGUUGGUAAGGGAGGGAAGGGGAAGAGGAAGGUGCUUGAGGCUGGCAAGAAGGACGGUAAUAAGAAGAGGAAGUUGGAGAGGAUUGAGGAGGUAGUAGAAGAUGAGCAAGUUGAAGACAGUGAGAAGGAGGAGGAGGAGGAGGAGAAAAAAGGGGAAGAUGAUGAUGAUGAGGAGUAUGUACCUGAUGGUAAACGUCCGGCGAAGAAAAGGCAAAAGAAGACUGUGAAGGAUACGCGGAAGAAAAAGCAGCAAAAGGUGGUUAAGGCUGCUGCUCCGAAGAGAGGGGGUAGAGAGAAGAAGGUUGAGGUUGAGGCUGAGGCUGAGGCUGAGACUGAGAGUGCAGCUUCGGCUUUGGUUUCUGGGAAGAAGGAAGUGGAGGAGGAAGAGAAAGAGAAGGGAGGGGAGAAGGAGGUUAAGGAAACUGUCGAGCUUGAGGUGGCUGUGGUGGCUGUUGUGGAUGGUAACCAGGGUCAGGGUGAGGAAGAGGAGAAGAGAGAGGAGGGGGAGAAGGGAGAGGACGGUGGAGGUGAAGAUGAGGAUUAUGAGCAACAGGAUCGCAAUCCUGAUGCUGAGCCUGAAGAGUGA
Molecule: messenger RNA, 957 nt
Organism: Neurospora tetrasperma FGSC 2508
Lineage: Eukaryota; Fungi; Ascomycota; Sordariomycetes; Sordariales; Sordariaceae
Exons: 1
Coding region: 1-957 (318 amino acids)
Source: RefSeq, a predicted model, not a curated record